Bombus terrestris (buff-tailed bumblebee) is the source of this 669-nucleotide messenger RNA. Its product is annotated as reactive oxygen species modulator 1. Lineage: Eukaryota; Metazoa; Arthropoda; Insecta; Hymenoptera; Apidae. Bases 167 to 403 code for a protein of 78 amino acids. The record is from RefSeq and is a predicted model, not a curated record. Gene Ontology annotation, cellular component: TIM23 mitochondrial import inner membrane translocase complex. The transcript has 3 exons. Gene Ontology annotation, biological process: protein insertion into mitochondrial inner membrane; protein import into mitochondrial matrix.
AAAUAGAAGCAGCCAUCUUGCAUUGUAAACGGAAAAACUGACAUGGCAUCUUCCUUACAUUGCUCGAGCGAAUUGUGCUAAGGAUUUACCAGUUGUAAAAGACGAAAAAUCGUAUUAAAACGAAAAUUAAUCAGAAGAUCCAAAGUUGUACGCUUAAAUCAAUAAAAUGCCGGCCGUACCAGGCAUGUAUCAACAAGCUCCUUCAUGCUGGGAUAGGAUGAAGCUUGGUUUUAUGAUCGGAUUUUGUGUUGGUAUGGCAUCUGGUGUUCUGUUUGGCGGGUAUUCUGUUGUUAGAUAUGGACUAAGAGGAAGGGAAUUGAUAAACAACGUUGGAAAAGCGAUGAUUCAAGGUGGUGGAACAUUCGGAACAUUCAUGGCCAUAGGAAGCGGAAUAAGAUGCUAGUAUUUGAAGACUGAUACAUUGGAGAUUUAGGAUACAAAAAAGUGUAGUAUUUCAAGAUAUUCUGUUAAUUUCUUAAUAAAAAGUUUCUAUGGAGCAAGGCCAUACCUUCCAUUGCAACUACAGUGGUAUCAUCCAUAGGGUUUGUCUUUCCUGGGAUGUUUAGACCAAAACUCAAAUGGCGAAUCUUGUGGGUCAUGUUAAAUUGCGUUGAUGUGUAUGGUUUGACAUCAUGCACUAUAAUCAAAAUAAAGAUCAUAAUAUUAUUA